Aphanomyces invadans is the source of this 727-nucleotide messenger RNA. RefSeq lists its product as hypothetical. The transcript has 3 exons. The record is from RefSeq and is a predicted model, not a curated record. Lineage: Eukaryota; Oomycota; Saprolegniomycetes; Saprolegniales; Verrucalvaceae. Gene Ontology annotation, cellular component: endomembrane system. Bases 26 to 541 code for a protein of 171 amino acids. Gene Ontology annotation, biological process: vacuolar proton-transporting V-type ATPase complex assembly.
GUCGUGUUCGACAAAACACUCCAGGAUGGAACUCGUGUGGAGCGAAGGCGGCAAGCGGGUUCCGCUUGACGAAGCAGUGGCGCAUCUCAAGUCUGCUCGCGCCUCAAGUGGAAAGUCUGUAAGGUCGUUGCUGCAUGGAGCAUCGAUUCAGGCUGGCGAGAACUCAGAACAACGCGAGAAUGCAAAGCGCACGAAGUACUUGGAAACCCGACGGCAGUACCUGCAACGUGUCCAGGAAGAAAAGGAAUACAACAAGAUGUUGGGCAAGCUCUCGAAACCGAAACGUGAUAGCGAAAUGCAAAAGGAGAUGAAGUCAGUCACUCAGCACGUGUCCAUCGGGAUCAAUAUGAUCGCGGCCAUGGCGACCGCAUUUUUCGUCGCGUACUACAUCUCGCGCACCGUCACGGACAACGAAACAACGAGGUUGUUGGCUGGUCUCGCAGGGGCAAUCUCCAUGAUGAUGGUCGAGAUGGUGCUGUACAUGGCGCGAGCUACGAAGCAAGAAGAGCUUGCCCGCAUCAUGCGCAAGAAGGACGCGUAGCAAAACUUGACAGGAACAUGACAAUGUGUUUGUACUCCCGCCGCAACCCCACGACCGUGCAUCACAAGACGCCAUGGACAGACUGAUGGAAUCGCGGUGCUAGUAGGCACAAUGGUGCCUCUUGGACCGAAGACUUUCUAUUUCUUGUCCAUGUUCGUGCCUUUCAUCGCUACCGUCCUGCAUCAU